CUCAUUCCAUUCGCCCAGUUACUGCUACAGUCACCAUGGACAGCCCCCUCCUCUCCCCCGCAAAAGCCCGCCAAGCGGCCAUCCAGGCCAAAGACUGGGCGUACGUGAACGCAUGGUUGAAUCGCCAGUAUUCCCCGAAUCCUGUCCCACCCUUCGAGCGAAACGAAAACACUCUACGAACCUUGCUAGCGCUGGCAGCUGCCAACGACGCCGCGGACGACGAAGCCACCCUCCUCCACCAGGCACGCGAGCAAACGGUCGAGUCCUUCAAGGCGCGCGAACACCAGCUGGUCAAGCAGAAAGAAGAAAUACUAGACACGGUAGAGCUGUGUCUCGACGACAAUGCGCAGCGAAGCCUUGACGACAUCGCCGAAACGGCCGUGAAUUUGAAUGCCCUCGGCACGGAGACGACCGACCUCAGUCAAUCCGUCAUCGAACUCACUAAGGAGGAGUUCGCGACCCGAGAACAACUGUCUCGAGUGGAAACCUUGCGCAAUCAUCUGGAGAGGGAGCUGGAAAUGCUCCGGGAACAACUCGAUGAUCUACACUCCAACCCGGCCUACGAAGCGGCCGCCGAUCUGCCGGCGCUGACGGCGGAGUGGACGAGAAGCACGAAGUUGUUGGUUGCCAAGGUCAACGAGUAUCAAGACAAGUAUACGUCUUUGGAAAGGAAUAGGCAGAAAGGACCGACUCUUCAGGAGAUAGUCGCGGAAGAAGAACACUGUACGAGGCUUAUCGACGCUACGCGGAGACUGGAAUCCCAAGUCCGGAUGUUCCAUGACCUCCCCAAAGACAUCCGGGGUGCUCGUGCCAAAUACAAGGAGCUGGAACUGGAACUGGGCAACCUCACGCAGGAACGAGAUUCCAUGUUCGAGAAUCUUGUGGAUGGAUAA
Molecule: messenger RNA, 893 nt
Organism: Aspergillus candidus
Lineage: Eukaryota; Fungi; Ascomycota; Eurotiomycetes; Eurotiales; Aspergillaceae
Exons: 1
Coding region: 36-893 (285 amino acids)
Biological process (GO): spindle assembly
Cellular component (GO): cytosol; HAUS complex
Source: RefSeq, a predicted model, not a curated record